GUCGUCCUGAUGCUUCAACUCAGAAUGGUCACACUGGAAAAAAUCAAAAAUAGGAGCAUCUACAGGACUGAUUGAUAGCGUCUGUUAAAAUGGAAUAUCUCAAGCUUCUCAACGCCGAAUUGACUGACCAGGUCCAGAAGCUGCGCUUGGAGGCGGCCGCCUACAGGUCGUAUCAAGUUCAAUUGCAACAGGACUACUUUAAAGUGCGGGAGGAAAUGGCCCUGGAACGCAAAGUCAAUCGCAGCAAGAUCCUGAAUUUGAUAAAGCAUUUGAUGCGUGACCAUUCCGUAGACGUAGAUGACAUUACGGAAAGCAUGGAACUGGAUUCUCCGCCGACCGAGACGCGCCGCACCUCGAGGGAAAUGAGCCGGAUUAAUCGUCGCUCCUGCGAGUUGCUGGCCUCCAAGUUCGUGUCUCCAAGUAGCCGUCGUACGAGCGGCUCCGCUAGAAUCCGCGAAUCGUCGCAAGACCAAAUGGCUGAGGAAAUGGAUUGUGAGGAUUCUGUGAGUAGCGAACCUCCAGAUGAGCAGCCGGAUGAAGAAACGCCGCCAGAUGCAAUCGAGAGGACACCGGAAAAACAAUAUAGUUUCCAAGGGCACAUGCCCUGUAUUAAUGAGGUACUAACUCCAGUAAACAAUACAAGCUCAGUUUGCAACGAUGAUACGGCAUUGGAGAAGACCCCAGUAACGGUCCGAAAUGCUCCAUCCAUUCGGAGUAGAGUUCUGCAGGAAGUUAAUACCAACACGACAGCCCCCAUCGCUCAUAACAAAACCAAGAAAAUACCUUCUAUAAUCAUUACCGCGGACGAAUCGCUAGACAUGAGCAUCCAACCAGCAAGACAUGCAGUCGGCAGGCACUCCUACUCGCCUGCAAUGGUUAGUUCAGACUCGUUACAACAUCCAGAUCCACCUGGAGCUCGGAAAAAUACGUCACGAGCCAAAAAUCAAGGAAAAAAUGGCAAGGUUCCUUUAGUCAUUCCAGACAGCGAAUCGACGGACGUGAGCGUUAUAUCGUUGGAUGAUUCUAGUCUUAUGCAAAGCCCAAGGCGCAGCCAGUUCGAGGCUAAUGCCGCAAAAACAACUAGCACUCCCAACACCUCUGUAGCUGCCAAGCCAAGAAAGGAAUCAUCCAAAUGUAAAUCCAAGCUGGAAAGUUCAUGUACUAGCCCUGUUCAGAGGCCAAGUCGCAGAUGCCGACCCGCCGAACUAAAGGAGCCCAGUCUAAGGGACAAGAUGCGAAACGAUUCGAGCACAUCCAAAAAGAAAGAAAAGGCUAAGAAGUAAUUCAUCGAUCUAAUAUUAGUGACUUAAUCCAAAUUGUAAUCGUAUUCGUAAUGUCAAAUGUUUUAUGUUAGUCGAUAUUGUUAAAAUAGUUAGACCAUGACUGUAAAGCCAAGAGGAAGCGCCACUCUGGACCUCUGGAGGGAAA
Drosophila bipectinata is the source of this 1428-nucleotide messenger RNA. It is a transcript of the gene mei-S332, whose product is annotated as meiotic from via Salaria 332. The record is from RefSeq and is a predicted model, not a curated record. Gene Ontology annotation, biological process: meiotic chromosome segregation. NCBI's taxonomy places the organism in Eukaryota, Metazoa, Arthropoda, Insecta, Diptera, Drosophilidae. Gene Ontology annotation, cellular component: nucleus; chromosome, centromeric region.